AUGCCGUCAGCCUUCACGUUGCCUGUGCUCCAUGCACCUGAUCCCUGCGAGUCAGGAACUGAGAAUAAAGGGACUGUGUUCCUGCUCAUUGCCACCAAGCAGUCUCAAUCAGGGCAUGCCUACUUCUUUGAAGAUGAACCUAAUUUAACGACGGCGCGGAGAGCAGGGAGUGACGCUAGACCUCGGCGCGGGGAAGCGAGGCUCGUCCGCCCGUCGGCCCGACGCUGGCCCGCAGCCGGACGGCCGAGCACGGGAGAUGGCGGGGCGCGGGUGGCUUGCCCGGCUGCGCUCGGGGGGCCGGCUGGAGCGCAGGCGGGCCGCGAGUUUUUGUCCCGCGCCGUGGUUAGCCCUGAGGCAGAGUCACGGGAAAGGGGUGAAGUGGGGACUACGCCCUUCCUGCCCUCUCCUCCUCUCGCCCUUUUAUGCCCCACGACACCGCCCGGGGCGCGCGGGCGCAGGUUCCGAGAGCCUCGGGCUUCGCCUCUCAGGGCCACGGGCCGCGCGCGGACAAGGAUCCUCGGCCUCGAGCAGCGGCCCCUCCCGCAGACGCGUCCCCGCGCCGGCGCUGCUGACGGAGGCCCCCGGGGCUGGAGCCGCGUGUCCGCCCCCGCGUCGGCGGAGUCCGGGCUGCGGCGUGCUCCCCGCCCGCGCCAGCGGCUCUCCUGGGCAGGUGGGGGACCAGGCGGCCGCGGCCUCUCCGGCCCGCCUUUCAGCUCCCCGCUCCCGCCUUCGGGCCGGAGGCAGAAGGGGUCCCAGCGCCUCCGGCGACCUGGGGGGCUCCGAGCCCCACCCUGGGGCGUCUGCGGCCUAGAGAGGCGAGCCCCGACCUGCGUGCCUCUCGGCGCCGGCUCCUCACGUAGCUCCAAAGCUCGUGCUUCUAAUGUGAGGAAAAACACGGAAUGACAAGUGUGGGAAAGAGCAAGCACUAAAUUACUGUCAGAAAAAUAAACGGAGUAGCACAGUGGUGCUCGGUGAUUUACGGGGGCAAUUAGUCCCCACCCCACGGCGCUGCUGAGGACAGCACGCGGCAGGCGCGCCGGGCCCACGAGGAAGAAGGGGCUGCUGCUCUCCAGACAACUUUUCAGACUCCCAGGCGGGAUCCUGGAGCACGUUCGGUUCCAUGUCUUGGUUCUGGGUGCCCACCCCUCACGUCAGCCCCCCAGCUGCAGGCAGACACGUCAUUUUAACAGGACGUGAAGCUCUUGGGUGUGUGUUUGGAAAGCCUGCAACUGCAGCUUGUUUCCACUCCCAUUGUCCAGGAAGGGGGUUAGCCCCUCGCUUCAAAGACACAACAGAAAAGCACCUGUCCUCGCUCCCAAAGUGUCCCCCUGGUGUGUGCCUUCGCUCUGUCUCAUUAGUGCCUGCGUCUCGCUACCUGUCCUGCUGGGCGGAGAGCCCGUGGGUGCUGAGGAAUGUGGCCUGCAGCUCCUCCUGUGAGCUUUCCUGAGCUGGUACAGGGAGGGCUGCACCAGGCUGCAAGACCCAGAGUCAAUGAGAAAGGUGUCUCAGCGCCCCAUGUUCCGGGACAGUCUGUGGAGCGUCUGUGCUCUGUAGGGUAGUGAGAUAAGCCUGCCAGGGUAUAAUUAAUGGUGCGCCUUCUGGAAGAAAUACGCACCAUGAGAAGGAACCUCGGAUGGAAGACCGGGAAGGAACCCAGGGAAGACUGAGUCUUUAUUGACCAGAGGCCUCAUCUGUGCAGGGCAAUAGCUGAGGUGGACGAAGGAGCCUUCACUGGAAGUUCAGUGUUCUCCCCCAGUGCUAGCUAAGAGCGCUGCCAGCUUGCAUGACUGCAGUCCUCCGCACGUCACCGAGGACAUCUGUACCUCCUCUGCUCAUUCCAUCUUGCCCUGGCUUUAGCCAAGGACAUCUGCACGGUCAGCACUGUGUUCGGUAGGUGGGGACACCGUUGGAGAAAGUGCCCCAGCACGCACCACCUUUGACUUGUGACCUGGAGUCGUGAAGAGGCAGAACCACGUGGAUGAGCUCGGGCCCAGCAUGGCGCACCAUUCCACGGGACGCUUCAUUUUUGAUAGAGAGGGUCACAGCUGGGAAAACUUCAGAUUUCACUCGCUACUCUUCUCCAUGUUAUUAGGCUCCCCCGACCCUGGGAGUUUAUAAACACAUGCCUUUUAAAACAAAUUCAUAAUAAGCACUGGGAUUUGAUAUAGCCUUGUAUAUUUCUAACUGCGGUAAGCAUUGGUUUUCAACUACCGUUUAACCAGGAAAGCAAGUCAGCCAGUAAAGAAGGCAAAUGUGUUUUUGUAUAAUAUCACAGACAUGUGAACUUGUUCCGAUCUCUGGAUACCAGCAAUGACUUUGAAAUUUAACUAAAAAUGUUUUGUAUCAGUAAACAAAGCCCAAUUAAAAGUUACCUAGUGCAUUUUUCACAUUUUUCCUGUCUCCUCAAAUCACACUUUUAUUUCUGACAGAGGGACACGCUGGGAAAACUGCCUCAAUAUACAAAAUGAAAUUCCAGGUAUAAAAAUUCUGUAUUUCUAACAAAUCUUGUUUUUACUCUUUGAUUUAAACAGAGCACUAUAAAAGUAUUACCCCUACAACA
Molecule: messenger RNA, 2560 nt
Organism: Oryctolagus cuniculus (rabbit)
Lineage: Eukaryota; Metazoa; Chordata; Mammalia; Lagomorpha; Leporidae
Source: RefSeq, a predicted model, not a curated record